Molecule: messenger RNA, 1086 nt
Organism: Talaromyces stipitatus ATCC 10500
Lineage: Eukaryota; Fungi; Ascomycota; Eurotiomycetes; Eurotiales; Trichocomaceae
Product: UPF0160 domain protein MYG1, putative
Exons: 2
Coding region: 1-1086 (361 amino acids)
Cellular component (GO): cytoplasm; nucleus
Source: RefSeq, a predicted model, not a curated record
AUGGCCACAGAAACCGCUUCAAAAAGGCUCAAAACUGCAGGACCACUUAUCGGCACCCACAAUGGACACUUCCAUGCCGAUGAAGCUCUGGCAGUCUACAUGCUCCGUCUCCUACCCGAGUACCACUCUUCACCGUUAGUACGAACACGCGAUUCCGAACGUCUAGCAGAAUGCCACACCGUUGUCGACGUCGGCGGUGAAUACGAUCCCGCCAAAAACCGUUAUGAUCACCACCAACGCACAUUCAACACGACUUUCCCUAAUCACAAAACCAAAUUGUCAUCCGCAGGUCUCGUGUUUAUGCACUUUGGUCGUGCGAUUGUGUCGCAGCAUACGUCCCUGCCGAUUGAUCAUCCGGAUGUGGAAUUGCUGUAUGAGAAGCUCUACACGGAUUUUGUGGAGGCGCUGGAUGCACAUGAUAAUGGUAUCAGUGUCUAUGACCCGGCGGCCGUGAGCGCCUCAGGUUUGGAGAAACGUUUCAAGGACGGUGCUAUCAGUCUUGGGUCCCUAGUCGGGGACUUGAACUACCCAGACCCGGUGAUCGCAGGUGGUGAACCACAGGAUGAAGAUGGCCUGUUUGCACGCGCAAGCACAUUCAUCGGCGAUGUGUUUCUACGGAAACUACGUCUAGCCGCUUCGACAUGGCUCCCUGCCCGCGCCACCGUGAGCGAGGCAUACCGUAAUCGCAAACAGAUCCAUCCCAGCGGACGGAUAAUCGUACUUUCCGGAGGAGGUGUCCCAUGGAAAGAACAUCUAUAUAACUUUGAGACCGAAUCUCAAUGCGAAGGAGAGUCGGAACAAGUGUACUACGUUCUUUACCCGGAGAAUUCUGCGCCGGAUGCCAAGUGGCGGGUACAAUGCGUACCAGAGUCGGAAGGGAGCUUUGUCUCUAGGAAACCGUUACCGGAUACAUGGCGGGGUGUUCGUGAUCAGGAUCUCGACGGAGUGAUUGCUGCUGAGUCGCAAAAGGCCGGUAAAGAGGGUAUUCCAUCGGGAGCAAUUUUUACACAUGCCAGCGGUUUUAUUGGUGGUCAUCAGACUAAGGAGGGUGCACUUGCUAUGGCUAUUCGGAGUUUGGAGAUGUAG